Messenger RNA from Pocillopora damicornis (cauliflower coral), 2859 nucleotides. Its product is annotated as choline transporter-like protein 4. Gene Ontology annotation, molecular function: transmembrane transporter activity. Gene Ontology annotation, biological process: transmembrane transport. The record is from RefSeq and is a predicted model, not a curated record. NCBI's taxonomy places the organism in Eukaryota, Metazoa, Cnidaria, Anthozoa, Scleractinia, Pocilloporidae. Gene Ontology annotation, cellular component: membrane.
UCUACUUUCCGCUACAGCAGAGUAUCACGACGUCAUAUCUUUUCGUGGUUUCUAACGUUGAACUCUCAUUUAACACAGUUUUUGAGCAGCAGUGUCUUUGACGAAGAUGGGUUGUUGUGGAAAAAAUAGCGACGAUGAAAGGACUGAUAAUGUGGAGAUGAAAGGAGGGGAUAAGAGAGGCGGAAAAGCUGGCAAGUGGGGAAAUCCUAAACCAUUUGAUCCAACAUUUAAUGGGCCGAUAAAAAACAGGAGCUGCACUGACUGUAUAUGUUGCAUUCUCUUUGUUCUUUACAUUGUUGGCAUGAUAGCCGUGGGAAUUGUAGCAUAUAUAAAAGGUAAUCCAUACAAGCUGCUGAAUUCUGUUGAUUCUGAUGGAAAUAUCUGUGGUUACGAUGAGAUUGUCAAGGAUCGGCCUAAACUGGUUUUCUUUGACUUGACGGAAUGUCUUCCUGCAGUCACUCAAGUUGCAACAAAUCUCUUUGGGGCAUCUUGUCCCACAAAACAGCGCUGUGUGAAGAGUUGCCCUGACAAAAAUGCUUUUGCACUCACUGGGAAUGUAUCAGACCUUGUUUGUGACUAUGACAUUGAUGUCAACAGUUUAAAUCCAUCUUAUCAGGAGCGCUUAGACUUAAUCAGAAACAAGAGGUGUGCUCCAUAUAUCCUCAAAAGUUCUGAUGUCCUGAACCGUUGCAUACCAACACUAGUUGGAGAUGCAUUAACAACCAGUUUGGGAGAUCAGCUGCAAUCAGCAGAUGGAUCAAAUGUCACUGCUGAAGAAGUAAAAGAAGGAUCUCUAGCUGUUCAGGCAUUGCUGAACCUGCAGAACCUCGGUCAGAAGAUCAUACAAGAUGUGCAGGAAUCCUGGUACUGGAUUCUGGCAGCCAUGGGAAUUGCAAUGGUGGCUUCUUUCUUGUAUAUUAUUGUCAUGAGGUGGAUUGCUGGACUUGUGGUGUGGGUGACCAUCUAUGCUGUUUUGACUGCACUUGGCUUCUCUGUUUAUUAUUCAUGGACAAAGUACAAAGAACUGUCAUCCAACUCUGGUAACACCACAAUCACUGUUCUGAGCGUGUCCACUGGUCUUGAUUCAUAUGCUAACAGUGAAAAAACUUGGUACUGGCUGACUAUUAUUCUUGGGGUUAUCCUUGGAAUUCUGGUGUUGAUUCUGCUGGCUUUAUACAAGAGGAUUUCUAUUGCAAUUCAGAUCAUCAAAGAGGGAAGCAGGGCUGUAUCUGCCAUGCCAUUUAGUCUGUUUUUCCCUGUUAUUCCUUGGCUGCUCCAGAUCAUACUGUUUGGAUGGUUUGUUGGUGUCUUAGCCUUCCUUGUCACUGCUGGUGAUCCACAGUACCAAGUUGUGUCCAACGACACUCAAAAUGGACAAGUGUGUACUCAGGAAAUAAAAGAUGCAAUAGGAUCUGCCAGCAACUAUACAUGCAAUUUUGUGGACUUUGCAAACGAUGACCAUUUGUUCCGCAUGCAAAUCUACCAUCUGUUUGGCUGGUUCUGGCUCAUGAAUUUCAUCAUUGCCCUAGGCCAGUGUGCACUGGCAGGUGCAUUUGCCUCCUAUUACUGGGCUUGGGACAAGAAGACGGACAUACCCAAAUUUGCAGUGACAGCAUCAUUCUUCCGAACUCUAAGGUACCAUACUGGUUCACUGGCCUUCGGGUCUCUUAUCAUUGCCAUCGUUCAGUUGAUCCGAGCAGCACUGGAGUACAUCGAUCACAAGCUCAGAGGGCCUGGAGAGCAAAGUGAAAUUACUAAGUACAUCAUAAAGUGCCUUAAAUGCUGCUUUUGGUGUUUGGAGAAGUUCCUGAAAUUUCUCAACAAGAAUGCCUACAUUAUGAUUGCAGUACACGGCAAGAAUUUUUGCGUCUCAGCAAAAGAUGCUUUUUUCCUCCUGAUGAGAAAUAUUUUGAGAGUCGCCGUAUUGGACAAAGUAACGGACUUUGUUCUGUUUCUUGGUCAGUUGACUAUUGCUGCAGGCCUAGGUAUUGGGAGCUUCUAUUGGUUCGAACGACAAGAAAACCUCAACUAUUACUUGGCCCCUGUCAUUAUCAUCGUUGUUGGCGCCUACAUGAUAGCAUCAGCUUUCUUCAGUGUCUACAACAUGGCUAUUGAUACGGUCUUCCUUUCAUUCUUGGAGGAUUCUGAGCGAAAUGACGGCUCCCCGGAAAAGCCAUACUACAUGAGCAAGUCCCUGAGGAAGAUAAUUGGAAAGAAAAACAAGAAAAAUUCAGACAGCGAAUGAAAUGGCUGCGGCCGGAUCAUCAGCGGUUAAACUUCAGAUAUGCCGCUGCUAAAUUGACUAUUACCAUUUGCAAUCGGUUCACUUGAUUGGAUGAGCAGUAUUUAUAGCCGAAAUUUUAUAGACCGAUUGAAGGGAAAGACAGAGGUGACUACACUAACGAGAUUCGACAUUCGUUUUUAGUUAUUUCUCUAAACUAUUUUUCAUAGCUAGUUGAAUACUGAAAACCCUCUCUGUAGUGCGAGAUGUUUCAAAUAGAAGAGCCCGCGAGAAUACUUCUACUUUUAUUUAAUGGGAAGUGAGGCUGUUUUUCGCCUUAGUGAUUGGGAAGAGUAAAGCAGUUUUGUACAAGGAUAAACAGACAAUUUUGACACAAACAUUUUACUUAAUAUAAUUUAAUAUUUUCACUUCUAAGUGCGGUAGAAUCCAUUUGGACAUUAAUGUAUUAUUGCCUCUCUCUUCCAAGUAUUUUGGUCAAGUAGGGUUACAGAUUAUCGCUGGACGAAAUCUUUGUACAUACAAGGCUCUCGUCGCUGUAUUUGAAUUUGUGUAAAGCACGUUUCAAUGUAUUUUGUAGCAUAGCUAGUAAAUUUAUCUAAUCAAAUUCAAUUGCGCGA